Messenger RNA from Chrysemys picta bellii (western painted turtle), 4978 nucleotides. The record is from RefSeq and is a predicted model, not a curated record. Lineage: Eukaryota; Metazoa; Chordata; Testudines; Emydidae.
CUCUGACCCCGGGGUGGGGCCGAGCUGUGUCGGAUCAGGAAUUCCUGGCUCCCUGCGCCCCCCGCCCCCGCAGGCAGCUGGUCCCUGUGUCCCAGCCGGCGCCGCAGCCGGAGCUGGGAACAGAACCAGCGGCUCUGUCGGCCGGAUCCCCCCGCCCCGGGCCCGGCGUCCGCCCGGGGGUGCGCGGGGCUCCGGCGCCUCAGCUCCCCACUUGAUUGAUCUGCAGCGUGGGUUGGGCCGGCCGGGAGCCAUGGCCGACGGGGAACGUCCCAGGAGCAGCCUGAGCCAGGCCAGCAGCGUCCUCACCAUCUCCUCCGUCAGCCUGGGGGCCGCCAAGCCGUCGCGCUCCCUGCGGAGGGUUCACACCUUCGGGAAAAGGGAAAAUUCCAUCAAGCGGGACCCCAACGCCCCCGUCGUCAUUCGGGGCUGGCUCUGCAAACAGGACAGCUCCGGCCUAAAGCUGUGGAAGCGACGCUGGUUUGUGCUGGCCGAUUACUGCCUCUUCUACUACCGAGACAGCAGGGAGGAGGCGGUUUUGGGGAGCAUCCCGCUCCCCAGCUACGAGAUCCGGCCGCUGCCUGGGGAGGGGAAGAGCCGAAGAUUCACAUUCAAGGCCGAGCACCGGGGGAUGCGGACGUACCACUUCAGCGCGGACACCCAGGAGGACAUGAACGGCUGGAUCCGAGCCAUGAGCCAGUCCGCUGCGGCCGAGAGUGAUCCCAGCACCAUCAGCAGCCGACCCCCCCAGCUGCUCAGCCGGCCGGUGCCCCCCCAGGCCCGUCUCUUCGAGGACGUCCGGCCACUCACGCCCGACCUGGGUCCCGCCAAAAGCGCCGAGUCCUUGGAAAUCGCCCGGCUCUCGGGCCCCCACUCGUCUGCAGAGAGUCUGUCUGCGACGGGCCGGGGGGCACAGGGCGAGGGGGGGCUCCUGCCCAGCGGCCCUGCCCCACCCCCCAGCCCGGUCAAUGGGGAAGGGCUCGGGGGGGAGCUGCAGGGCCUAAGCUCUCUCUCGUCCCGCAUUCUGCGGGGUCAGGAGCCCUCGGCAGCCAAACGCCCCCCUCCCGGCCCCCCCAGACCCUCCCCACCCCCCCCUGAGUCUGAACAGCCCCCCCUGGAGCCCCCCUCCCCCUGGGAGCCCUCUGCAGCUGCCCAGUCCCACGUCCGCUCCUCCCGUUCCUACUCCCUUCCCCCCACCCCCGCUGAGCUCAGGGGGGCGCGGGGGGGCCAGGGGGGUGCAGGGGCGUCCUCCGGGAGGGUUCGAGCCCCUGAGCUGGCUGCGUCCUGCGAAGAUCUCCCCCUGCUGGUCCAGGCCGGGUCCAGCCUGGCCCGGCCCCACACCCCCGUGGGGAGGGUGGAUAUCGCCCCCGGGGGGGCCGUGCGGGGCAGCAGGCCCAUCCCUGGGCGCCCCCAGACCCCCGCCGACUGCUACGACGUGCGGCCCUCCGAGGAGCCCUGUGCCCGGCCCCCCGGGCGCUACCCCCGCAGCCCUCACCCCAGCCACUGCCUGGCGCGGCCCGGGACCCCGGCGGAGGAGAGCCCCCCACAGACGGCCACGCUGGGACCUGCCCUGGGGAGACAGCCCCGGAGCCGGUUCACAGACCGUGUGUACCCCUCCCUGGGGGCUGCCCCACCCCGCGCCCGUCUCCACAGCCGAUUGAUCUCCCCACAUUCGGCCUCCUCCGGCUACCUCCACCUGCCCCCACUGCCCCCGCUCGCCAGCCGCCCCCCAGGGAAGAGGACCUCACUGGGAGCUCCGCCCUGGACCGUGGCCCCUCUGUCCCGGGACAGGACCCUGUUGGCACUGCCCAGGGCUGAAAGUGACACCGAUAUUCUCCUGACUAAACUCUGCGGCCAGGACAAGCUGCUUCGGGGGCUGGAGGAGGAGACGGGGCAGCUGCGGGCUGAGAAGGAGAGGCUGGAGAAGGCCCUGGAGCUGGUCCGGCACCAGCUGGAUGGAUGCCAAGGCCCGGAGCUGGCGGAGGAGAAAAUCUGGUACCAGCAGAGGCGGCUGCAGGACGAGCUGGUGCAAGUCAGAGCCCGGCUUUGCGACCUGGCGCUGGUGAGUGUGAGCGGCCCCGAACCCCACCCCAGAGGGGCCGCACCUCGGUGCCAGGUCCCCGUACACCCAGCCCCCCGCCCCACCCCAGAGGGGCCGCACCUCGGCGCCGGGUCCCCGUAUAGGGAGACGCCUGGGGCUCCCAGCCCCCUCAGAGCCCCUCUAGAAGAGGGGCCGGGUCCCCCGAGCUGGACGGAGGGCGCCCCCUGCAGGAGACGGAUGUUGCGGCACCAGGUCUCAGCUCGCCUCCGGCCGCCCCCCACCUGCCCCGGAGCCCCAGCCCAGGCCCCCAUGAGCCCCGAGAGCAGAGAACCAAGGAGCUGCCAGCCAAGCUCCCUCUUCCGACUCACUCCCCCGACCUCGGGCCAGAGCCAACCCAGACCCCCAUGGAGCCACCGCCGAGGGGGGGGCAGAGCGGGGGGCCCUGGGGCCGGUCUCCCCCACCCCUCGAGAGAGACCGAUCACCGGGUCAUCACCUUGGCAUACGCGCUAGCCACCGAGGCCUCUGAGCGCAGGAAACUCAUCACAGGGAAGACUCCGCCUGAGCCCCAGUUGGCGGCCAAUCCGGACCCUUCCCCAGAGCCGCUGGAUGCAGUGACCAAUCAGCACACGCUGUUUACUCCCGCACUCCCCCGGGGGCAUCCAGAGGCCAAUCACGUCGAGGCGGAACCAUGUGCCCCAGCCAAUCAGAAUACAGCACUUAGCGCCAAUUCAGUGCAACGGACGGGAGCGGCCAAUCAGGCGUCAUCUCGAUUUCAAGCGGCCAAUUGGGCCUUGCCUGUUCACGAGCUUUCCAAUUGGUUUUCACCCUUGCCUGAAGCAGCCAAUCAGGCAGCAUGUCUGUCAGAGGCAGCCAAUCGAGCAUCGCCCCUGUCCGAGGGGUCUCAUUGGGCACCCCCUUUGCCCACAUUGGCCAAUCAGACGUCGACUGCACCCAAGGCGUCCAAUCGGGCAUCGCCUCCGUUCUGGGCCGCCCAAAAGGAAUGUGGGGAUUGGGCACCGGAGCAAAGGAUUGUGGGUAACCAGGACGUGGCCAAUGGCGGGUGUCGGGGGCGGGGUGGGCGUGCCGUGCCCAGGCAGGUGGUGGCGUACCUGGGCGAGGGGAGCCAGCCAAUCAGGAUCACCCUACUGCAGUCCAGCUUCUAACCCAUUGGCUGAGAGGCAGGGUCAAGUCCCGCCCCCUAGGGUGGGCUCUAGGGCAAGGUGGGGGGCUCUAUAGGGGGAUGUGCCCAAAGAUGGGGCGGGGCUCAGAGGUUUGGGGUCCCUGCCCCCGGAGAGGGGACCCCUUAACCCCACCUAGGGGCCCAUCGCCUUGCUGCCCCCUGGUGGGCAGAGUGGGAAGUGCAACCCCCUGGGCCCCUCACUCCCAACCCGCAGACCCUGCGAGCCCGGCCCUGGGCUCCCCCCAAACACCCACCCAGCUGAAGCUGACAAUGGGAGGGGGGUUCUCAUGAGCACCCAGAGGGAAGGGGGAUUUAUGGGGACACCUGAUCCUCCCCCACUCUCAUGGGACUCUGUACGGGGGCAGCAGGGGAAGGGAGAAUCCUUCAACUGGCCCCCUCGCCCCCAGGCAGCUCCCUCCCCUGUUACCCCCUUUUCCUGCCUGUUGGUGUCUCUGGGGCUCCCCUGUGGAGGGGUACCGGAGUUGGGGAGACCUUCGAGCUCGCCGGGGCCUGGCCAGGGAAUACGCUGCAGUCUGUACAGGGAAGGGGUCACUACACGGGGGGCUGUGGAAUUUGUCCCCCGUGUGUGUUGUGUGCGGGAAUGGCCCGUGUUCGAGUUCGGGUCUGCCCAGAGGCAGGCCGCUGCAGGAAGGCAGGCGGCCGGACGACCGAGGAGGGGCCAGGCGGGGUUGUUAAGAUGGGGAGACUCCUGAACUGGGGGACAAGAGGGCUCAGGGGGGCGCUGAGCUGAGGAAGCUGGACCCUGGUGUAAGUUUGGGUUCUCUGCGCUAACCCGACGGCUCUUACCCCACGGCGUGAAUGUCCCUGCAGCUCCUGGAGGUGGGGGCUCGGAUCCCUUUGGGGGACACGGCUCGCCGAGGGGCCCAGCGCAGGCGGAGCUGUGGAGGGAGCUCACGGCGUGAAGCCGGGGGGAAGACCCUGAGGUUGGGUCCCAGGAGCGGGUGAAGCCAAGGGGCGGCGGACCCUAGUGACACAGCAUCACGGACUCACAGGUCGGGCCAACUCUUGGCCCUGUGUGGUCCGUUGGGGGGACCCUCUUUAGCGCGACAGCCCUUCUCGGGGGUCCCCUCUCUCCCGGGGUCAGGCCCCCCACCUCCUGGAGCUGCACCUCUCUGAGCCUUAGCACGUCUGUCUCUGCCGUGGGCCCCCUCAGGGAGUCCACUCGCUCCGGACCCCUGGGGCCUCCACCCCCGAAGGGGACGAUGCCUCCGCCCCCCCCCCGCCCCCGUUCUCUAGGCCAGAGCGACUCUCAGCCGGCGUAACACAGGAGGGUUUAGUGAGCGUCUGAACAGGACUUUGGGCCCAGACAUUUAACAAACUGUCCCAGCGCACCUGGAGACAGACCGUGGGGACGUGAUAAAACGUGGCAGCCCCAGAGGGGACGCUUCCCAGCACCGGGCGAGGGGUCCCUGCAUACCAAGCCCCCGCGCCCCACCCCAGAGGGGCCGCGUCCCGGCGAGUGGGCCCUGCAUACCCAGUCCCUGCGCCCCACCCCAGAGGGGCCACAUCCCGGUGAGGGGGCCCUGCAUACCCAGUCCCUGCGCCCCACCCCAGAGGGGCCACAUCCCCGUGAGGGGGCCCUGCAUACCCAGCCCCCGUGCCCCACCCCAGAGGUGGCUGGGAACUCAUCCUAGAUUUAACCUGGUCCCUCUGGGGGUACGUUGGGGGGUUUCUUCCUUCUGGAGUAUAUUGCAGAGAAAUGUAACCAAUAAAUCUCAUUUAUUUAACCCUCGUGUAA